Messenger RNA from Capsella rubella, 1051 nucleotides. Its product is annotated as 60S ribosomal protein L7a-2. The coding region runs from base 77 to 847 and encodes 256 amino acids. Gene Ontology annotation, cellular component: ribonucleoprotein complex. The record is from RefSeq and is a predicted model, not a curated record. Gene Ontology annotation, biological process: ribosome biogenesis. NCBI's taxonomy places the organism in Eukaryota, Viridiplantae, Streptophyta, Magnoliopsida, Brassicales, Brassicaceae. The transcript has 7 exons.
CUCUUUCUCUCUCUUUUGUUUGUUCGUUCGUCGUCUCUGGGGUUUACCAGUGUUUUGAGCUGCGGAAAAGCUGAAAAUGGCCCCAAAGAGAGGAGUCAAAGUGGCUACCAAGAGGAAGCCUGACAAAGUAACAAACCCACUAUUUGAGAAGCGUCCGAAGCAGUUUGGGAUCGGAGGAGCAUUGCCUCCCAAAAAGGAUCUCUCCAGAUACAUCAAAUGGCCAAAGUCGAUCCGCCUGCAGAGGCAGAAGCGUAUCCUCAAGCAGAGGUUGAAGGUCCCGCCAGCACUUAACCAGUUCACCAAGACCCUUGACAAAAACUUAGCCACUACUCUGUUCAAGCUUCUUCUCAAGUAUAGGCCUGAGGACAAAGCUGCCAAGAAGGAUCGUCUUCUCAAGAAGGCUCAGUCUGAGGCUGAGGGCAAACCUUCUGAGUCUAAGAAGCCAAUUGUUGUCAAGUAUGGUCUUAAUCAUGUGACUUACCUCAUUGAGCAGAACAAAGCUCAAUUGGUUGUGAUUGCUCAUGAUGUGGAUCCGAUUGAGUUGGUCGUCUGGCUGCCCGCAUUAUGCAGGAAAAUGGAGGUUCCUUACUGCAUUGUCAAGGGGAAAUCACGAUUGGGAGCGAUUGUCCACCAGAAAACAGCAUCUUGCUUGUGUUUGACCACAGUAAAGAACGAGGACAAGAUGGAAUUCAGCAAAAUCCUGGAGGCCAUCAAGGCAAACUUCAAUGACAAGUUUGAAGAGUACCGUAAGAAGUGGGGAGGUGGUAUUAUGGGAUCAAAAUCACAGGCCAAGACUAAGGCUAAGGAGAGAAUUCUAGCCAAGGAGGCUGCUCAGAGGAUGAAAUAAGAUCUGUGGGUUUCAUUUUUUUGGAAGCGUAGUUUAUUCAGUUUUGCACAUCAAAAGACUUCAAGUCAAAAGUAUCUCUCUCUAUGUUUUCACAUUUUUGCUUGCAUCAUCUAAUUUCGACCUUGUUGACGACCUUGUGGUCCUUUAUAUAAUUCAUCAAUAGAACUAAACCUUAGUUAGCUAAAUUUAAUAUCGUUGUGUUAA